This is a messenger RNA of Aspergillus affinis, 1719 nucleotides long. RefSeq lists its product as uncharacterized. The transcript is spliced from 6 exons. The record is from RefSeq and is a predicted model, not a curated record. Lineage: Eukaryota; Fungi; Ascomycota; Eurotiomycetes; Eurotiales; Aspergillaceae. Bases 1 to 1719 code for a protein of 572 amino acids.
AUGCACUAUUUCAUAGGUGACUGCAAGUGGGUUCCCAGAGAUUCUAUUAAUUUCACCGAUGGAUACAAUUAUGGCGGCAUCAUCUUACCAGAUAGCGCGCCCGCAGAUGAAUUUCGCCCUGUGGCUUCUGCAAGAUCAGACAGAAUCUACGACAACUAUGUGACCCUGCACAGGAUUCUGCAGCGACACGAGGAAAGAAUCCGCAAGCUAUGGCCCAAGAAAAACAGAGGGCAGAGGUUAGAAAUCAUUCUGGAUGCUUGGCCAGAUAUGCCAGAAAUCCAUCGUCCCGACUUCGCCGCCUUCCGAGAGGUGAUGGAUUACCAAACCCACAAACACAAAGGCUGGUUCGUGUGGCCGUAUACCAAACAGGAGGACCUUCGAGGCCCGAAGGCACUGCCGCUUCUCUUGAACUCCAGAGGCCGUCAUGUCCCCUCUCAUUUUGCGGCUGCUGACUGGACGUGUCAUGGUUUGAAUGGUAUGACCGAGAAUAGUCGAGACUAUGGUAAGCUCAUGUCUUGGGAUGAUCACCCAGAUGCUUUCCACUGGUUCCUUUCGUCAAAGAAAUUUCUGCCAGGAGAAGGGCUAUUAGUACUGGAGGCACAAGAUGGGCUUCUGGAUUUCCUGGUUAAGUGCUCUCUACGAAUACUGCAUGAUAUUGCGAGGUCUGCAAUUAUCAGUGACAUCUUCCCAAAUUUUCCAGAACCACAAUUCCAGGAUGAAGGUGAGAUAACUGGUUUCGAGUCCCUGAGUGUGAUGGCUGCAGAAGCCCCAUAUCGCGUUCCUGCAAAACUGAACAUACUUCGCAUUGAGUCGCUUCUCAGAGCGAGAGCAUCAGCGGCAGAAGACCACCUUUGGGCAUUGCGUGAAGGUCCCGAAUAUUUCGCCAACGUGCUGCUUGAGGAAAAAGAGCAUCGCCCGGAGUGGUUGGAGGACGUCAACGGCAAUAAACAUCCACUGCUCAGAGAAGAAGAAAUCAUCUGGAGGCGCAUCAUGGGCUGGGUGGUUGGUGACGCAUACAUUAUGGUAGAGAUGUUCUCGGAACUCACAAGACAAGCCGGAGAAUUGGCCGCUUUGCAUGACAAAUAUGCUAGCUGUAUAUCCCCUGCAGAAGAGUAUGAGCUCAGUAGCCAACAAAACUUGUUCUUGAUUGCUGUCUUUAUUGAUCUGGUCAUGGAAGUCUUGCACCAGGCACGAUCCGGUGAUCAGCGUGCGGGGAGAGGUGGAGAUCCCCCGCCUUACGGUGCCGCGUUCCCCGCAUCGAUUGAGGGGGAGUGUGGUAUGGAAAGAGAUCUCGAUUCAUUCGAGUGGUGGGUUGGGGAUGCAGGAGAUACGAUUUUGGCCUGGAUUGUUGAGGAGGAGAGAAUCCACUAUGAGAACAGCUUCAUCAAACGGUUUUUCAAGACCAAGGCGGAGAAAGAGAAGGAGGAGGAGGAAGAAGAGGAGGAGCUCGAGAAAGCUGGAAAAUGGCUCGAAGCCCAGCAGAUGCGCUGGAACCACAAUUGGACCCUGAAUAUCCGCCAACGGACCCUUGUCCAACGGGAAAGCGCUUUGCUUAGCCAGCUGAACCGGAUGGGCAACGAGGAGCGACUCAUGUCUCCUCGGGCGAUGAUCGAGAAGACCGAGAAGAAGCAGAAGAUCGAAGGCGAGUUGGAGACAAUCAACCGUGAAUAUUGGCAGUUCGAACGGGACGAAUCCGAGAAGCCCAACGCGCUCUCCUAA